Messenger RNA from Exophiala mesophila, 5305 nucleotides. RefSeq lists its product as uncharacterized. Gene Ontology annotation, biological process: arachidonate metabolic process. NCBI's taxonomy places the organism in Eukaryota, Fungi, Ascomycota, Eurotiomycetes, Chaetothyriales, Herpotrichiellaceae. The record is from RefSeq and is a predicted model, not a curated record. Gene Ontology annotation, cellular component: membrane. Bases 280 to 5082 code for a protein of 1600 amino acids. The transcript is spliced from 4 exons.
AAGGCCAGUCAAGGCCAGUCAAGCCAUACUGCUGCAUCUGCAUACACCUCGCUUGUCUUUAAGGAUCAUGUGCGCAUACUGCGUUCUUCGUCGCUCGGCCUUAAGCCUGACAGCUCGAGUGAGGCAGCAGCUCAUCCUCAGCCUUAGGGUGGGCAUCUUUGCAUCUUUCUUCCCACGCAUCUCAGCAUCUUCCACUGUUCCUGAGAUGUUUGUUUGUCUUCACCUUCAGAAGAAUCCAGCCGUCCAUCAGCCUCGAUGGUGUUAGUUCCCUCGUAAACCAUGGACUCAUGGCGCAACUAUCUUCCCGCUGUGCUUAAUGCCAAACAUCCAACAUCUGACCGAGGAGAGGACAAUUCGAGGGGUGCCCGUGGCUCCUUUGGUCCUCCUCGCACUCUCUCCCCCAAUCACCGGGCGCCGUCAAGAAACAGUUUCUCGCAAGAGGACGUAUUCCACACUCCGAGCGCCAGCCCACUUCAACAUACUAAUUCUGUCUCCUCAAAUCGCAUGCCGAGCUUUUCUGGAAUUCACACCCUGAGGCCAGGCCACUAUAUUCCGACAGCGAAGACAAAUCCCCCUACUCGAGCGUUGGGGGAAGGUCCCAAGCCAGAAGCUGUGUUGCCAACCCAAAUGAGACUGUCAUAUUUCCCAGAAGAAACCAACACAAUCGAGCGGCAAGCAGCUCCUGGAUUUGGACGCCGCUCAGAUAACGAAGAGCGGUCAGAUGACGAAACAGCGACCGACAUUGUCAGUAUAUACCCUACCAAGACCAUCUCCAAACGGUAUCUUCACAAUUCUCAGCCCAAAGAAGAGGCUACUCCAUGGGAUGAAGGACUGAAUUUCGACCUAAGCGACUUAAUGUUUCCCACUGCCAUUCAACUGCCCCAGGUCAUCCAAGAUCAUCUCCAACUAGCCGCCCAAGGCUAUCAAUCUGAAACGCCUCCAGACGGCCUUCCAACACAGCCAUUUCCUUCGACAUCAAAUCAACAGCAGCUGGCAACUGCUCGGGCCUUGCACCCUUCAAAAAAGCCUAGCGCGCCCGCAGACAACGAUGCUGACUCCGGAACUGAAGAUGAAGAAUAUUGUUGUGCUGUCUCUAGGAAAGCUUCGGUAGAAGACCCAGAUGUCUUUUACUGUUAUGGCUGCAAAAUGACCUACUGUCCCAAGUGCUGGAAGAAGCAAAUCCCGCACAAACGAGGAAAGCCAGGACAUGACAAGGUAGAUGCCGUCGUGGCAAAGAUGAUCCAGGACACGCUUGAGGUCGAUAUUAGCGAGGCAGAGCAGGCCCACCUCCAUCUUCUGGAUGAAUGUGCCUCGUGGUUUGGUGCCGUCAAGGAUGAAGAUGGCGUUGUCUUUCGUGAUUUUGGCCGCUAUGCCUCCCUCAUGGCUGAGCAUUCCCUUGAAGAGCGGAAAAUCAUGUCCCCAGCAUUGAUCUCUUUUGUCGGUGACACUGGAGCCGGUAAAAGCUCCCUGGUCAAACUCCUAGUGGGCCUUCAGAAGACGAAACACUCGCAAGAUAGUAAAACUCCUAGCCAGACUCCUGUUGUUGGAAGCAGCGGCGCCGCGGUGCCCACUUCUGGCGAUGUCCAUUUGUAUGCGGAUCCUCAUACAUUUUUCACGGAUCGGCCUUUGCUAUACGCUGACUGCGAGGGCCUGCGAGGAGGCACCUUGGAUCCUGUUGGAGCCAAAAGGCGGCGAAAGAUGGCACUCUCGAGCCAUGCGCGAACCCGGACUGCUUCCUUUGACAAAUACAUGCGUCGGAGGCACGAAACUUCGGAGAGAGACAUAGCCUGGGCCACCACACCCGAGAGAACGACGCGCAAAUUCUUCGUCGAACACUUGUACCCAAGGCUUUUGUACACUUUCUCCGAUGUCAUUGUUUUCGUGGUCAAGAAUGCUCGAACCAUCGAGGAAGUGGUAGAGCAACUCGUUGUAUGGGCAGACGCCGUGAUUGAGACAGCUUCCAACCAGCCCGUCCUCCCUCAUGCAAUCAUUGUUUUGAAUGCAUCAGAUAACCAGAACGCGGAUCUAUGGGACGUCGACGCCUCUACCACAGAAUUACUGUCCAGUAUCAGCCUUGCAGUGCACGAGAACCCGAGGCUCAGGAAGCUGGCAAACAAAUGGAUUUCCCGCGGGUUCGAUAUCGAUUCCGUCAAGUCUUUGCUCUUGGCCUACUACUCAAGUGUGCGCGUCGUUCGUAUUCCGGAGAAGAGCCAGCCAUCAUUGGUGCAUGACCAGAUCCAGCGUUUGUACGAGGCAAUAUCCGCAUCCGCUGCUGGUGCACAGGACGAGAAACACUCCAAGAGAGUUAAACUAAGUGCAGAAUCCUUACAACCCUACCUGCAGGCAGCGUUCGAUCACUUCUGCCGCGAUCUGAAUGAUCCUUUCGACUUUAUCAAAGCCUCAUUUGCGGACAGUGGAAUUCCAUCCGACUUCAGCGGCAACAUCCUCAAGUUGGCUGUAAACAUCAUGAACAAGUGGCAGAACAAGAUUGAUGGCGCACUCCUGUUUCGCGAGUUGAGUUUCAUUGUCGCCUCCUGCGUCAUGUUGGAUGCUGUGAGAAACCAUAACCUUGGAAUGGCUGGCCCUGUGUUUAAGCAAUAUAUCGACCAUUUUGACGAGACUCUGGACGAUUUCUGUGAAAAGAUCUGGCCCUGUGAAUACAUCUCGGCCAAAGGACGUUGUGUUAACGUCAAAGCAGGCCACACUAAGGGCCACCAGCUAUCCCAGGGCCAAGUCAUAGGCCCUGGAUCCUACCAGUCACGGUUCUCGGCUCACAGUAACCGCCAACAAUUCAGGAAUGACAUCUUCGAAAACUUGCAGGAAUUGCUGUCCAGUCUUACUGGUGAUAACCGUGCUGAGCGCGAUGCGGCUGCCAACUUGCAUGAGUCGAAAAUUCUGGGGCCUUUCUACAGGCAUCUGGGUGGUGCAACCAAUUUUGUGAGCCAGUCCGCCUGCUUUUCUUGCCUGGUUUCGCCUGCCGAGCACUGUCUACCAUGCAAACAUGUCAUAUGCACCCAGUGCGCCCGUGACUUCGGUGUCCCCCGGGGUCAAAACGCUGUUGAAAUGAAGUUCUGUCCACUUCACAGGUCCGAAACGCGUGAUCUCCGCCAGAUGAUCAUGUUUAAACCAGAGGAUGCAGGAGUCCGCGUACUUACAUUGGACGGCGGAGGAGUCCGAGGCAUCCUCAUGCUGAAGAUGCUUGCUCGGCUGGAGCAAGAUUUGGGGGGUUGUCUUCCCAUAGUGUCAUUUUUCGACCUUCUGAUUGGUACCAGCACUGGAGGCAUCAUUGCUCUGGGGCUGGUCGAGAUGGGUUGGUCGGUCAAAUCUUGUCUGAAAAGGUUCGAGGUCUUCGCCCAGACGGCAUUUCAGAAGCACAGAAUGUUGGGCGCGGAGUAUUUGGAAUGGCUUGUCGCAGGAUUCCAACAGGGCAGAUAUAAAGUCGAACCUCUGGAGGACCUGCUCAAAAAGGAGUACACGGAACGAAACCUCUUUGGCGGUGUACGAGACGAUUACUCGGAAUUCUCACCACGCAACCAUAUCGCCAGCAAGGUCGGUGUGACCACGACGACGACAAGCGGUACGCCAUACCUUUUGGCGAAUUAUAAUAGGCAUGAAACAGACGAGAGCGCUCGUUAUGGGUUCCUGCGCUCUGAGAAACCCGAGCAAGAGAUUAAAAUUUAUGAAGCUGCAAGGGCUACUUCGGCAGCCCCCAAAAUAUUCAAACCCUAUGGCCAUGCAGAAAGCGGCCAUACUUUCAUCGAUGGAGGGGUGUAUUACAAUAACCCAAUCGAAAUUGCAUUGAGAGAACAGUCUCUCAUAUGGGAACAGAGUCGCCCUCGAUUGCCAGAUCUCGUCCUUUCUUUGGGUACUGGACAUGCACCAAGAGAUUUCAGGAGAGGGAGGCCGUCCAGGGCCCCGGCAAAUGGAACCAGUGGGCCCGUCUCCUAUUACAAGCACUUGCUCAAGAUAGCAGUUGAUCAUGCCAAGAGCUCUCAAAGAUCGGAGGAGGAAUACCAUCGGGUUGUACAACAUUACAGGAAUCAUCCUCAGGCGGCGAAUUGUUUCGCCCGGUUGAACAUGCUCUUUGAGGAUGGCAUCCCUAAGCCAGAUAAUGUCGGACUUAUGCCAUCAAUGAUGAGCUUCGCCGAUGACGAUCUAGAUGCUCGCUCGUCAGAAGUGCGACAUAUCACUAACCGCAUGAUAGCAUCCUCUUUCUACUUUGAACCGACACCAGGCUCUCUCCGGAAGAUCCUGGGGACAUCCAUCACCAUCCAAGGGCACAUUAGAUGUCGCUACACAGGAAAUCAACUCGAAGCAUUUGGAGACCUCUUGAAACUUCGCUGCCAGGAGGCCUUUAACGCUCCUGGAGGAGCUUUGCACAGUCCUUGCUUCGUCCUGGAAGACCGCUCAAGGCCGAAAGAAGCAGCUCAGGUCAUUCUUUCCGAUCAUGUGAUAGACGGUAUGAGCAACCGUGCCACAUUCAACCUCAAACAAAUUACGCUGGAAUUGAAGAACCUGAAUGCAGAGUCGGAUAUCUACUUGAGAUUCGGCUCCGAACGCGACUCGGAUCAGAACAACUCAAUCAGUGGGUUUCCAAGAUGCUGGGACGACCGGAAAAUCACUCCCAUGACGUCCCGGCUGAACCUCAGUGAUGUUCGUGGAAGAUUUCCAUCACGGCGUGGACGACCAGAUUGGUCUGAACCGGUUGGAACCAGACAUGCUCCAAUCCUAGGAAGAUAUGCCAUAGAAAGGAAUCCCGGACUGGCAUCUGACGAGCAGAUGGCGUUCGUGGGGUCUCGACUGAGCGAGCCAGUCGCUGCAGAGAAACCGCCUCAAGAACUCGAUACCGGGGUGGUAGUUGCGUCUACUACACCAUAUCGACCAUAUCCCCGUAUUCACCGGACCCCGCGCGAGGACGAGGGGAGCGAGGUCGUUCCUGGACCAGACACAGAUAACAUCCACAGCUUUUAUGCCGAGCUAGAGGCCAAUACGGCUGUUUUCGAACUACCAUCCACCACAUCGUCACAGGGCAGAAGGCCAGGGUCAGGGUCAGCGAGUGCGGCGUCUGCCAGAGGGGCUUGAGGCCAUGGCUGGCAUUGUUCAUUGGGCAGAUACCCUGUGAUAUACCGACAGAGUUUGUUUUUGGGUGGAAGCAAUGCCGAUAUGGAAAUUUCGGCAUCUAUAAUGUGUGAAUGAUACUCUACCCCAAUCAUGAUCGUGCAGCGGAGAAGAUGUGUUCUCCGCGACAUGUCUUGAACAUCUGCUCAAUUAAGAAAUCCUAUAUUUCCAAUGCGCAGAAAAUGAA